Molecule: messenger RNA, 2514 nt
Organism: Anthostomella pinea
Lineage: Eukaryota; Fungi; Ascomycota; Sordariomycetes; Xylariales; Xylariaceae
Source: the annotation of a GenBank genome assembly
AUGGACAUCAGGGAUCUUCUUGUCCGCCACGAAAAGCUCGUCCACCUCAAUGAAGGAUCGAAUAAGGAUGGGAACCGGCCGCGGAAGCCAUCCUCGGCCGGUGCUGCCCUACCACCAUUGUCAGCCGAGAGACACGACGACUCCGAAAUGAUGGGCAUGCCGCGUGCCCAUCCACAGCAUUACCAUGCUGACUCCAUGUCUUCAACUAUGUCGGUGCCCGCACUCGCCCCUGAUCCGCGUCUACCCCCCAGAGCGGCAGCUUGCAACCUUGAUCUCUUGUCAGAUGCUGCGACCCAGAUAGCGUCGGCGAACGAAGUCAACUCCAUGCAGCCUACGAUGCCGGAUAUGGGCCAGUCGAACAGCGCUAUGUCACGUAUCAAGCCAUAUGACGAGGGCAUACCAUACGGUGAUCGUGGACGCGAGGCCGACGCCGCCACCUUGUCGAUGGGGCUCCCUAGUCAGGCGGGACCCUCUGCCUUUGACGAUUACAAUCUCUUCAUGGACGAGAUGGCAACCUCGUCCCAUUUUCUCCCACAAGCUUUCGAGGCAGACCAAAGCAUGGGUCUCUGGCCACGGUAUCCGUCAGAUAUGCAGCGAGGGGGGAUCUCGAAACCACCAUCGCAGUUCCCCUCUCGAUUUCCAUCUUUAGCUCCAGACCCACGAGACCCAUCGGACAAUGGCGGCAGGAUCCACGAUGAUUCAAUCAGGGCUACCCCAAUGAGAGUUUCAGCCAUGGAUCAUACAGUCAUUAAAAACAAGUUGGAUGAAUUCACGUCGGUGCUGCCAAAUGAUUUCGUGUUUCCUUCGCGGCACACCCUGACUCGCUUCCUCGAGGGGUAUUCCAGCGGGUUUCACGAACACUUGCCAAUAUUGCAUUUACCAACCCUAACACCCGCCGAUAUAGCACCCGAGCUGCUUCUAGCCAUCCUGGCGGUAGGUGCCCAAUACAGAUUCGAGAGUCAUCGUUCGAACGCACUAUGGUAUGCGGCUAGAGCUGUCGCCCACGAGCAGAUCCGACGCCGUCAUAGCCACGAAGUCCAUGGUUUGUUGCCCACACCCGCAGCGUAUAGUCCACACUCUACGCGACCGUCCCCAAGCCAUGGCUUCAGACAUUCAUUUAGUUCGGUGCAACAGGAUCGUCCCAUGACACAGGAUACACAUCGGGAACCAUACUCCCCAAACACUCCUCAGUCUCGCAUGGAGACAAUACAGGCCCUCUUGCUGCUUUUCGCCGUCGGUCUCUGGGGCGCAAAGGCGAUACUGCACGAGGCAAUGUCACUGCAAAGCCUUUUGGCUCUUCUGGUACGCGAGGAAGGGUUUCUGUCUGAGUCCACCCAGACGGCAGACUGGGAAGCGUGGAUCCGGAUAGAAGGGGGCAACCGAACCAAGCUCAUUACGUACUGCUUCUUCAACCUUUGCAGUAUCGCCUACAACAUGCCGCCUUUGCUCCUCACCUCGGAACUGAACCUGUUUCUGCCCCAUUCUUCAAAGCUCUGGAGAGCGGAAUCGGCGUGGCAAUGGCAAGAAGCUCGGAACUCGUUCCCGAGCAUGGAUUUCUCACUGCAGGAUGCAUUCUCGAGGCUAUUCAGCCGACCCCCACAGGGUCCACCGGCUUACAUGUCCUCGCUGGGGAACUACAUUCUCAUCCAUGCACUGCUACAGCACAUCUUUCUCUUGAAGCAAACUUCGUUUACAUCUGUACCAUCUUUCGAAGCCCCUCGAGGGUUACGGCCAGAUGAUGUCGAGGAGUGUUUCCAGGCUCUUCGGGUGUGGCAAAUGAGUUUUGAACAGCAUCAAGCACGGGUUGCGGAGGGGAUCCCACCGGCAGGGUCUGAGAACUUUCUUGAGGGGCCUGUUGCUUACAACUCGACGGCGCUCUGGAGACUGGCCUCGAUCCGACUCUACACCGAUUUGAGUCAAAGUAGGACGCUCGAAUCAAGAGAUGCUAGCCAGAUUGCACGGGCUUUCAGCGAUGCGCCAUACCUGAUCCGGGGCGUGCGGUCGAAUCGAGCUGUCCUCCAAGCAAUACAUGCCCUAUCACAGCUAGUCAAGCUGGGUGUCAACUACGUCGCCAGGAGAAAAUCGUCGGAAUGGAGUAUGCAGCAUUCUCUAUGCAAUCUCGAGUGCGCUAUUCUCAUCUCCAAAUGGGUCAUGACGCUCGCCUCUAUUGGACCAACAGAAGCCCCUCCAACUCCAGAUGAGCGAAGCCUUCACGACAUGCUGCGCCACAUGUUGGACGAAACAGAAUUCGCGGUCCCUAUCGAUCCAUCACUGUCUGGGGGCGGGCCAGGUCAUGCGGGGUCCAACAUGGACAUGGGGGUGAACGACAGCCACAAGCUCCGGCAACUCGCUGCGGCGGUGAUCCGACUUUGGGCCGAGACGUUCAAGGGGUCGCAUAUUUUUGACAUAGUCAAAGUGAUCGGCAAUGCGCUGGAGGGAUAUGUUGACUUGCUAGAGAAGCCGCGAGACAGAACACCACUGGGGCGGAUGGGCCCGAAUUCCGGGCUUGGCUGA